AUGACCUGCCCAUCCAAAAAGACUGGAAGUGCGAGGAGUGUGGCAGCGGUGGGAUCACGUUGUCGCAUCUGGUCGAAGGACACUCUUCACGUUCGAAACACGGAGUUCCCGUCACAUCCUUCUUCUGAUGAUGACAACACGACUGUCGUCAACGCCAAUGACAGGACCGAAGGCUCGGUAGAUGGAAGAGCCCUCCGAGAGCGUCUACAAGUCGAAACAAAUUAUCAAAAACACUCCAGAUUCGACGAUGCACGGCCAUCACCCUCCCAGACGAGAGAAGAAGCCCAUAGGCUGGAUGAUGAGCUUGCCAUGCAAAGAGCUGAGCGCUUGACAUCUUCUGAGUCAAGACAAACAGAAGACCGAAACUCAAUGGCUCUGCUCGCGCUCGCCGAGGAUCCUGCAGUUCGACGCUUACUCACCAGCUUGAAAGAUCCUCAGGCAGUCCGCAAACCGUUAUCAUGUUCCGAUUUACGAAGGCGGCCACUUGUGUGA
Molecule: messenger RNA, 492 nt
Organism: Exophiala oligosperma
Lineage: Eukaryota; Fungi; Ascomycota; Eurotiomycetes; Chaetothyriales; Herpotrichiellaceae
Exons: 1
Coding region: 1-492 (163 amino acids)
Source: RefSeq, a predicted model, not a curated record